AUGGCAUCCCCUGAGUACGAGCCACUGCUCUCGAAUCUCUACUCUAGAACCUCCAGCAUCCCGCACUUAUCUUCGGAUGCAAUCGAAGAGCUUCUUCAGCACCAGAGACAACACAUCACAUUCAGGUGGUGGUCUCGCCUCUUCGCUUGGGAGUCAAGGCUGCUCUGGCUCUUAUCAGGUUCCUCCAUCGUCGUCUCGGUAUUCAACUACAUGCUCAGCUUUGUGACCCUCAUGUUCACUGGCCAUCUGGGUGCCUUAGAGCUCGCUGGCGCCUCCAUUGCCAGUGUCGGAAUUCAAGGCCUUGCAUAUGGCAUUAUGCUUGGGAUGGCGAGCGCAGUGCAGACAGUGUGCGGGCAAGCGUACGGAGCCAAGAGGUACUCAGCAAUGGGGAUAAUAUGCCAGAGGGCGGUCCUGCUGCACUUAGGAGCAGCAAUCCUGCUCUCAUUCCUCUACUGGUUCGCCGGCCCAGUCCUGCGGGCCAUGGGCCAAUCGGACAGCAUUUCGGAGCAAGGGCAGGUGUUCGCAAGAGGGCUCAUCCCGCAGCUGUACGCAUUUGCAGUGAGCUGCCCGCUGCAGAGGUUCCUGCAGGCGCAGAACAUAGUGAACCCUCUGGCGUUCAUGUCGGUGGGGGUUUUCUUGCUGCACACGCUGCUGACGUGGGUCGCCGUCGAUGUGGCUGGGUGGGGGCUCCUUGGCGCCGCCCUGACGCUGAGCUUCUCAUGGUGGGUGCUGGCGUUGUUGAAUGCUGUGUACGUGGCUUUCAGCCCUCGUUGUAAGGAGACGUGGACGGGGCUGUCAAUCAGGGCUUUCACGGGAGUAUGGCCUUAUUUCAGGCUCACGCUUGCUUCUGCUGUCAUGCUUUGCUUGGAGAUAUGGUACAGUCAAGGGUUAGUGCUAAUAUCUGGUCUUCUGUCAAACCCAACAGUCGCCUUAGACUCCAUCUCCAUUUGCAUGAACUACUUGAACUGGGAUAUGCAGUUCAUGCUGGGCCUAAGUGCAGCUGCAAGCGUCCGGGUGAGCAAUGAGCUGGGAGGAGGGCAUCCAAAGGUGGCGAGGCUGGCGGUCGGGGUGGUCAGCUUCACCACCAUCCUCAUCAGCACACUCUUCAGCGCCGUGGUGUCGAUCUGCAGAGCUGGGCUGAGCAAGAUCUUCACCACCGACUCUCAGGUCAUCGACGCAGUCUCCAAUCUCACUCCGCUGCUCGCCAUCUCUGUCUUCCUCAACGGCAUCCAGCCUAUCCUCUCCGGAGUGGCGAUUGGGAGUGGGUGGCAAGGCGUGGUGGCCUAUGUCAACUUGGCUACUUACUACAUCAUCGGCCUUCCAAUUGGAUGCGUGCUUGGCUUCAAAACCUCUUUGGGAGUUGCGGGGAUUUGGUGGGGAAUGAUCAUAGGAGUUGUGUUGCAAACAAUAACGUUGAUUAUUAUCACAGCAAGAACAAACUGGGAUGCUGAGGUCGCAAAAGCGGUUGAAAGGCUGAAGAACUCUGCCAAUGAGGAGAACCUAGACCUCGUUGAAAUUUAG
This is a messenger RNA of Linum trigynum, 1521 nucleotides long. Lineage: Eukaryota; Viridiplantae; Streptophyta; Magnoliopsida; Malpighiales; Linaceae. The record is from the annotation of a GenBank genome assembly.